UGAUUUGCAUUCUUUUAUGAUAUCAAAUGAGAUUCUGUUACAAUUUGCCGAAUAGAAACUAUCUAUAACUAUUUGACUUGACCCAAAAAAAUCCGCUUGCAGAGAAUACUUAUGCAAAAAAAAAACUAACUCGAAUUGCGAAAGUGGAGAAAAGUUGCUGGUUCAGCAAAAGAAACUUCAGUAGAUUCCAGCAUCGACAAUGUACAAGACAUCUAAUAUUGUGUGCCAAAAUAUCUCCCUGCCAAAGAGAUCAAGGAACGUGCAAAGUGGUAUGGGAAUUUUGAGAUGAUCACUGUGAAUUUAAGGGAGAGACCUGAGGGUUUGUCUUUGGCCCAAAACUGGUCACUGACCCCGUGUUACAUGCCGGAAAUGUAUCGCGAUUAUGCUGAAAGAAUUGAAAAGUUCGAGGUGAAGGAGGAUGAUAUUUGGGUAAUUUCUCAACCUAAAUGUGGAACAACAUGGACCCAGGAAAUGGUCUGGAUGAUCAACAAUGGACUGGACUACGAAAAAGCCCGAAUGAUCAACCAAGAUGCCCGAUUUCCCUUUUUUGAAAUUGCAACAAUUUUUCCGCCUCAUUGCAACAUCGAGCUGGACAGUGUAGAAAAGUGCGAGAAAUUGGCCAGCCCACGUCACAUCAAGAGUCACCUCCCAGCCCAUCUGCUGCCGGAAAGUCUGUGGCGCGUGAAGCCCAAGAUAAUUUACGUGGCACGUAAUCCAAAAGAUGCCUUUGUCAGCUUCUACCACCACACGAAGAAUCUCAAUGGAUUUCAGGGAUCCUUUGAGGACUGCAUUGAAUUAUUCCUAACCGGUUGCUACAACUACGGCCCAUUUCACAGUCACGUUCUCGACUUUUGGUGCAUGAGGCACGAGCGAAAUAUUCUCUUUCUCACAUACGAAGAGAUGAAAAGCAAUCUCCCGCGAGUGAUUGAAAAAACUGCAAGUUUCCUCGGGAAAUCUUUAACAGGUCCGGAUAUUGCAGAACUUACCAACUAUCUGUCCUUUGACUCAAUGAGAAUCAAUGAGAGCGUCAAUAAGGAAUAUUUUUGUAACUUGAUGGCUCAAUUUCUCAAUUACCGCGACACUGAAUUUAACUUCAUGCGCAAAGGUCAAGCUCAAACUUUCCGGGAGAGACUUACUCCUGAUCAAAUUCUCCGAUUCGACACCUGGACUCAGCGUGAGCUCCAAAACACAGAUUUUCGCUAUGAGCUUUUCCAAACAACAAAAACACUGAAUCGUCAAACGCAUCAGAGUAUCGAAGCAACAAUUUAAAGAAAAAUUGGCUAAGGGAUAUUCGCAGAUUGCUCGAAUCGUUCGAAGAGUCACGCAUUAUACAUUUUUUUGCGUGUGCACUAGUUUUUUUUCGACCAAGAAAAAUUUUCAAGAAUAAAUCAAUUAUCGAUUGAUCUUUUCAAAAUAUCAAGACUUUUUGAAUAAAUGACAAAAAUUUACAAAUGACAAAUUUAGUUUAAGACAUGAAUUUUAGAGGGCUUUAACAUUUGACCUUGAACAACCUUUAGGAUUAUUGAAGGUAAAAAGCAUGUAUUUUAUAAUAUAUUAGAGGGAAAAUAAAUAAAAAAUAUUUUUGUAGAAUGUAUUAGUUAACGGGUAAACCGAAGAUCGAGAAUGCAUAUCUCUUACCGUUUGCUCUCUAAUCCCGAAAAUUAUCCAAGAUAAAUAUAAAGGUCAAAUGAAUAAUUUAUUUGACCUUUUCAGUCAAUCAUAUUGAAUCCAAUUGAUUAAGAAUUUAACCCUAAAAAUUGAGUAAUAAUAAUUUCGACUUUGAAAAACUACAAAAUAGGGCACUUGAAGGUCAAUAUCCUUUUUAGAUGAAUAUUUCCUUAGACUUCAUCUAAAACAUAAUAAAAAAUCGUGGAAAUCGGUUUUAACGAACCAAACCAAAAAAAAGUUUACAGUAUAGUGUGUGAAUAGUUUGAUUUGAAAACGUCUCUAAUUAAUUUUCUUUUUAAUGGGUGUCUCCGAAAAUCAAAAGUCGAUAUUUUUAACUGUUUGGCGCUUCUAGUUCAGAAGCAAACUCAAUUACCGAUACUUUACCAAUUUACUAUCGAUUGAGAUUGGUUUUUUUUAGAUGUAUCGGGAAUCUAAAGGCCUUUUAGAUAAAUCUAAUCUUGACUAAGGUCGAUGAGAAAUAAACCUCAAAAUUUGACCAAUAAAGUGACUUCAGCUGUUAAAAACAAAAAAAGUAAAUAAUGGGAAAGCAUAAAGGAAGUGUUUGCAAUUUGGUACAGCUUGUAAUUUUGGACACAUUGAGGGUAAAGUUGGACACACUACAAAUAAAUUGUUAAAAAUUCUGAAAUUUUCUUCGAAUAUUUAAUAAAUAGUGUAUACCAGCUUAAAA
This is a messenger RNA of Phlebotomus papatasi, 2356 nucleotides long. RefSeq names its product luciferin sulfotransferase-like. NCBI's taxonomy places the organism in Eukaryota, Metazoa, Arthropoda, Insecta, Diptera, Psychodidae. Gene Ontology annotation, biological process: sulfation. Gene Ontology annotation, cellular component: cytoplasm. The coding region runs from base 286 to 1269 and encodes 327 amino acids. The transcript is spliced from 2 exons. Gene Ontology annotation, molecular function: sulfotransferase activity. The record is from RefSeq and is a predicted model, not a curated record.